This is a messenger RNA of Lodderomyces pseudojiufengensis, 720 nucleotides long. RefSeq lists its product as uncharacterized. The transcript has a single exon. Bases 1 to 720 code for a protein of 239 amino acids. Lineage: Eukaryota; Fungi; Ascomycota; Pichiomycetes; Serinales; Debaryomycetaceae. The record is from RefSeq and is a predicted model, not a curated record.
AUGGGUAGACAUUCACAUAAAAAGAAGUUGCAAUUACAACAAGAAAGAGAAAGAGAACUACUACAGCAAAAAUAUUAUGGAAAUACUACUACACCAUAUUAUCAACAACAAAACUCUUACCAACAACAACAACAACAACCAGUAGAAGUUCCAAAAAUUAUACCAACAGAAUAUGAAAAACCAACAGCAACCUUGAAAAACUUUCCAUCAUCAAUUGUUAAUGGUAUAACUAAAGAAGGUGGUGUUUUCUCAUUAACAUUAAAAUCUAUACAUUGUGUUAAAUAUGUUGAGAAUAAUGAUAAUAUGAGACGUUGUUUUAAAAAACCUAUAUUAGAUAUACCGAGAAUACUGAAUAUAAAUAGUGCAAAAUUAUUGGAACAAUUACAAAAAGAAUUAGAAGCCGUGAAAAAUGAACAAAUACCUUCAAGUGAUUCUUCAGAUAUAACAAAAUUAAACCAAAAAUUAAAUAAUGUUGCGGAAAAGGGCGUGGGUAUAGACGAAGUGAAUGAAGAAAUACGAAAAAAACUUGUUGAUAGUGGUAAUUUCAAGAUAUUAAACGAUAAAGGAUACGAUUUGAAAAAAUCUAAAAUAUCAGUACCACUAGAUGUUGCAAAGAAGGAAGAGGAAGAAGUUAAAAAGGAAGUAAAGCCAGAGGAAGAAAAGCCACUGGAAUCUACUAUUACAGAAACGAUACCUUCUACAAAUGGAAGUAGUGUAUGA